AUGUGCUAUUACUAUCUAGUGACGAACUACUUCCAUCCGGAGACCCUUGUACGCGGCGUCUGGUCAAUGGAUAUCUUCUCCUUCAUCGGUGGAAUUACUCCGAUUGUCACACAAAGCAUGUUCGACCUUGUUACGACCAUAUUGGCAUUCGCAUUCCCGCAAAAAAUCAUAUACGCACUCUCUGGGAUACCAGCGUGCAAAAUAUAUGGCAUCACACUUCUUGUGACCCUGCACUCCCGCCGUACCAUACGGGAGAAGGGCGUGUCCACCGCGGUUCAGAACUUCACUGCGAGCGACGUAGUCUUUGGAGUAGAUGUUCUACCGCCGCAAGAAACGCUGCCAGUCGCCCGAGGGGAUACAAGACCGCCGUCACAAAUAAGCCGGAUGCACACACGCCAUUGGCUACAGUACGGGUCCGUAAUGGGUGAUGGCCCCGACGCCAUGGAACUCAAAGCUUACGGGUCGUCGCCUCUUCCUGUGCGCGGCAUCCAAGCCUAA
This is a messenger RNA of Trametes versicolor FP-101664 SS1, 498 nucleotides long. RefSeq lists its product as uncharacterized. The record is from RefSeq and is a predicted model, not a curated record. Bases 1 to 498 code for a protein of 165 amino acids. NCBI's taxonomy places the organism in Eukaryota, Fungi, Basidiomycota, Agaricomycetes, Polyporales, Polyporaceae. The transcript has 10 exons.